AUGGAGUUGUUAUCGAAAAUUGAACAUGAUUUAAAAAAAAUUAAUGCUAAAAUUAUAAAACUUCAAAAACAUAAAGCAGAGUUAUUAGAGCGUAAAGAGAAGUUGAAAGAAUUGUCUUUUCAAAAACAAACUAAUUAUAUUAGUGAUCAAAAUAAAUGGAAUCAUACAGAUUUUCCUUGGCAGAAAAAUGUACAAAAAACUCUCAAAACUGUUUUCCAGUUAGAUACAUUUCGUUCGCAGCAGUUAGCAGCUAUAAACAUUACAUUAUCCAAACAUGAUGCUAUACUUAUCAUGCCAACUGGUGGAGGAAAAUCUCUUUGCUACCAGUUACCUGCUUUAAUUGAUCAAGGAUUCACUCUUGUUAUAUCUCCCAUGGUGUCACUUAUGGAAGAUCAGAUAAUUCAAAUGCAAAAAUUGAACGUUAAUGCUCAAAUGAUAAGCUCCUAUUCAUCAAAAGAGGAAACAAAGUUAUUAUUUCAAAUGAUGAUUGAUAUUAAAUCGGGCUUAAAACUUGUAUAUUGCACUCCAGAAAGAAUAGCUAAAAGUAAAACGUUUAUGAAUAAAUUACAAAAAGCAUAUAGUCUUAGAUUAUUAUCAAGAAUAGCAAUAGAUGAAGUACAUUGUUGUACUACAUGGGGCCAUGAUUUCAGACCUGACUAUACACAUUUAACCAUAUUUAAACCCAUGUUUCCCGAUGUUCCUAUUUUGGGUCUUACAGCAACUGCUUCUUCAAAAGUUAUUGUUGACACACAAAAACUAUUACAAAUACAAGGAUGUGCUUUACUGAAAGCAUCAUUCAAUAGACCUAACUUAUAUUACGAAGUUAGAUGGAAGCCUGAUGGAAAGAAAUGUGUAGAUGAAUUAGCAUCAUUACUUAAAAAUAAGUUCAAAAAUCAGUCAGGAAUUAUUUACACAACAUCUAUAAAAGAUUGUGAAAGUUUGCGAAAUGAUUUAAAAGAACAUGGGUGUGAAGUUGGUGCUUAUCAUGCUCAAUUAGAAGGAACAUUAAGAUCUAAAGUUCAUAAAAAGUGGCUAGAUGGUAAAUAUCAAGCAGUUGUAGCUACUAUUGCUUUUGGACUUGGUAUUGAUAAACCUAAUGUGAGAUUUGUUAUACAUCACACAUUAUCAAAAUCAAUUGAAAAUUUUUACCAGGAAAGUGGACGUGCUGGGCGAGAUGGUAAACCUUCUACAUGCUUAUUAUAUUAUAAAUUAAGUGAUGUGUUUAAAUUAAGCACUAUGGUAUUUACUACACAAACUGGAUUACCUAAUUUGUAUUCUAUUAUAAAAUAUUGUUUAAAUGUAAAAGAAUGCAGACGGAAAUUAAUUGCAUCUCAUUUUGAUGAGUCAUGGGAAUCGACUGAUUGCAAUGCAAUGUGUGAUAAUUGUUCUAAUCCAAAAACUGUGAAACCAAUUUGUAUAAAUCAAUAUUGCACUGAUAUAUAUAAAAUACUGAAUGCUUCCAUAGAAUAUGAUACUAAAUUUACUGCUCAAAUGCUAUUGGACACUUGGUAUGGUAAAGGUAACAAAAAAGUGUUGCUGUCUGAUGUUCAAUCUCCGGUAUUUUCAAGAUUUCGAGCUGAAAUGAUUCUUAGUGAACUUAUUGUACAAGGAUAUUUGGCAGAAGAUUUUCAUUAUACACCUUAUUCUACUAUUUCUUACAUAAAAAAAGGUCCAAAUCAUUUUAAAGUAACUAAUGAAAACAAAAUUAUCAUGGAAAUGUCCUCAGAACAGACUGAUGAACCAGUUUUGAAAAAGUUUAGAUCAAAAUAAUUGACUUUAUAGUAUUAUGUUAACAAUAAUAUUUGAAUUUUAAAAUAAAUGCAUUUUUAUAAUAA
This is a messenger RNA of Sipha flava (yellow sugarcane aphid), 1835 nucleotides long. RefSeq names its product ATP-dependent DNA helicase Q1-like. Gene Ontology annotation, molecular function: four-way junction helicase activity; 3'-5' DNA helicase activity; ATP binding. Gene Ontology annotation, cellular component: cytoplasm; chromosome. The transcript is spliced from 13 exons. Gene Ontology annotation, biological process: double-strand break repair via homologous recombination. Lineage: Eukaryota; Metazoa; Arthropoda; Insecta; Hemiptera; Aphididae. The record is from RefSeq and is a predicted model, not a curated record. Bases 1 to 1770 code for a protein of 589 amino acids.